AAAGUAUUGAACAUUCAUACUUGCAGGUAGUAUAAUCUCGACAGUAACAAAUGAGUAUGAGUAGAAAAUCGAACAUUUCCAGAAACAUAUGGUACGACCAGCAAAAGCGGGGUACAAACCCAUCAACCCCACCAAGCCCAACCCCAAACAAACUCUCAAACUUGAACGUGCCCACCCACUCAACAACCCCCUGCGUACAGAGACAAUAUGCCACCCACCAAAACAAUCUGCAUCAUCGGCAUCGCCGGCAACCAAGGCGCCUCCGUCGCCCGCCGCUUCCUGCAGGACCCAACCUUCCACGUCCGAGGCCUCACCCGCAAUCCGCACAGCCCAACCGCUGAAGCCCUCACCCAGCAGGGCGUGGAGCUCAUCCCCGCCGACCUCAACGAACCCGCCAGUCUUCUCCCAGCCUUCCAAGGCGCAAACAUCAUCUUCAGCGUCACCAACUACUGGGAGCCCUUCGCCAGCCCGGCGGGCCGCCAGCAGGCCGCCGCCGCCGGCAUCUCGCCCCGCGAGCACGCCUACCGGGUUGAGCGCCAGCAGGGACAGAACAUCGCCGACGCGGCGGCGCAGACGGUCGACUCGCUUGAUCCGAACGGAUUCAUUGUCUCCACGCUGAGCCACGCGACGCGAUGCAGCGGCGGCCGGUUCCGGGAACUGUAUCAUUUCGAUGCGAAGGCGGAGGUGUUUCCUGCCUAUGUCCGGGAGAGGUAUCCCGCGCUGGCAGCGAAGAUGUCGUCCGUACAGACGGGGUACUUUACCUCGAGUUAUAGGUUGGUUCCGGGGGCGUAUUUCGGGAAGGGCAAGACGGAGAGCGGGGAGGAUGUGUUUGAGAUGACCUUCACCACGGCCCCGGAGGCGGUGGUGCCCCAUCUCGAUGUGCAAAGUGACUUAGGUGGGUUUGUCUAUGCAGUGGUCCAGAUGCCACCGGGGAAGAGUUACAUGGCGUGUGGAACCAGGUGCAGCUGGGCGGAGUAUAUGAGGAUUUGGGGCGAGGUGAACGCGGUGCCGGCCCGAUAUCGGCAGAUCACGCUCGAGGAGCUCAUCGGAAAAGCGCCCGAGCCGGAGUUUGGCCGCGAGGUGGGGGAUAUGUUCUCCUAUUCGACGGAUCCGGGAUAUGAUGGGGGUGAUGGGAGCUUGUUGACGGCGGAGGAUAUACGAAGGACAGGAAUUGAUUGUCCCAUGACAAGCUUGGAGGAAUGGAUCAGGAAGGAAGAUUGGUCGACUUUUUUGGGUUGA
Molecule: messenger RNA, 1239 nt
Organism: Aspergillus uvarum CBS 121591
Lineage: Eukaryota; Fungi; Ascomycota; Eurotiomycetes; Eurotiales; Aspergillaceae
Product: NAD(P)-binding protein
Exons: 3
Coding region: 208-1239 (343 amino acids)
Source: RefSeq, a predicted model, not a curated record